Messenger RNA from Exaiptasia diaphana, 614 nucleotides. RefSeq names its product radial spoke head 1 homolog. Bases 111 to 614 code for a protein of 167 amino acids. NCBI's taxonomy places the organism in Eukaryota, Metazoa, Cnidaria, Anthozoa, Actiniaria, Aiptasiidae. Gene Ontology annotation, biological process: spermatid development; axoneme assembly. Gene Ontology annotation, cellular component: nucleus; motile cilium. The transcript is spliced from 2 exons. The record is from RefSeq and is a predicted model, not a curated record.
AGCGUUUCCACAGAAACCAACCAACAUAAACGGGCGUCAUUAACGUUUUCACGUCGACCCAACUUAUACCAGUCCAAAUCCUUUGUUUUCGAGUAUAAAAGCUGUCAAAUAUGUCAUCUUCAGAUGAAGAAAGUACUGAAGGAGACGGUCUGCCAUAUCUUGGAGAAUAUGAAGGCGAACGAAACGAGAGCGAGGAGAGACAUGGACGUGGCAGAGCGAGACUACCAAAUCAAGAUACUUACGAAGGAAGCUACGAGUUUGGCAAGCGAAAUGGCAAAGGAAUUUAUAGGUUCAAAAAUGGAGCUCGAUAUGUAGGUUUUUACCUCUCAGGAAAGAAAAAUGGCGAAGGUGAAUUUUACUACCCUGAUGGCUCCAAGUACGAGGGAAGCUGGGUCAAUGAUCAGAAACACGGCUGGGGCAUCUACACAUAUCCAAAUAAGGACAAGUACGAGGGAGAAUGGGUUAAUGAUAAAAGGCAUGGUCAGGGAACUUAUACGUAUGCACAAACGGGCUCUACUUAYGAAGGGACCUGGCUCCACGGCAAAAUGCAAGGUUCKGGRCAGCUCAUUCAUGAGAACCACAGGUUUGAAACAGAGGUUUUAAUUCAAAACUAA